GACAGCUGGUGUGUAAGUUGUUCAGUUCAGUUGUUACUGUGCAAACUGUCACUUCGGUUAACCAUUUUCAUUGCGUGAAAAGCUUAAAUAGAUUUAUAGGAAACUAGACGCGAACUUUUACUGUUUGGAGAGAGAAAAUGUCUGCUGUUUGGUUACACAUUGGCCAGUGUGGUAACCAGAUUGGUUGGGAUUGGUGGAAUCUCAUCACACGAGAUGAUAUCCUAAAAACUGAAGGUGACAGGUACCCGUUUUUUAACCAUGAUAGCCAUUUAGCCGCAGUGUUUGUUGACAGUGAACCCAAAGUGUUAAGAAGGCUUCAGAGAAAAGUUCAGCGAAGGUAUUUACAGGAAUCCAAUCUCAUAUUUGGACGGAAAGGAAGAGGCAGUAACUGGGCAUAUGGGUACCAUGGUCCACAUUCAGAAACAGAAGAGACCAGCUUGCUUUGCAGGACAAUGGAAUGUUUGCGGAAGGAGGUGGAAAAGCGUGAUUGUUAUAAUGGGAUGGUGAUGCUGCACAGCCUGAGCGGGGGAACAGGAUCUGGUCUUGGAGCUCACCUUUGUGAAGCAGUUCGAGAUGAGUACCCUCUGGGUCAUAUCUUGUCUGUGUCUGUGUCCCCUUAUCGAACUGGAGAAUGUCCCCUUCAACACUACAACUCUUUACUUUGUCUCUCCUGGCUGCAAAGGUGCGGAAUUAGUAUUGGAAUGGAACCAUGGGAGUUGCUUCGGUCUGUUUGCCCAGUGCCAUCGACUAAAUUCCUCUGCUUGAACCACAUCAGCAAGAGAGGGACAGCAUUCUGGGAUAGCAUGAGUUCCUCAGUUGUGCACAUGUUACAGCGGCAGUCUCAUCUUGGGAAACCAUAUUAUAGUACCUCUGUGCUGGCUGUUGCUCGAGGCAACCAUGAUAAUUCUUUCUUUUCUUCAGUGGACUCUGUGCUUUCAAAACUGAAGCAAGGCUACAGGUGUGCUUCAUGGAAUCCAUUUCCCAUCGACUACUGGACAGAUCCUCAGAAUGUUGUGGACCCAUUACCUCACAGUCAGUCCCUCACAGUGUGUGCAAAUCAUAGUAGUGUCACCGGCCAUUUACAGCAUGUUAUUGAGAAAGCCCGAGCAAUGUAUCAGUCACGUGGUUACUUGCACUGGUACUGGAAGUACGGCUGUGAGGACGAAGAUUUUCAAGAAGCAUUCGAGACACUCCAGUUCAUUGUGGAUAGUUACAACUCAGCAGAAGAGCAGUGAUAAACACUGACAUGUCUGAUUUUGUUGAAUAAUAUAUUUAAUUGUGAACUGAUAUUAACACUGGCUUUGCUGUUGGCAGUGAAGUGUUAAUUUAACUACUGCUUUCAAAUAGCGUCUGGUAACGACCUGGAACUCUGAAUGUAGUAUUAAGACUGUGGGUUGCAGUAACAGUCUUAAACAUCUCUAGCAGUUGGUAUUGCAGAUUUCUCUAUUUCUAAAAAAAAAUAUUUUUAUUAAGUUUUCAUGAUACAAUGUUAAUAUUGGUAAAAAUAUUGAGCUUUGAGGAUUACAGGCUUUAAAAUGGUAAAAGUGAAUGAAAAUGUGAAAAAACUAAUAUAUCUGUUAAUAGUUGCAACAAAAAAUCUAAGUUUUGCUGCAGCAUUUGAGCUGAUCAGCAGGCUGAACUUUAUAUACAAAAUGUGCAGUGUUUCAGCUGCCUUUCAUUAAAGUUAGGAAAAGCUGUUAGGUAUUACAAUUUUAUUUAUUUAUUUCUGAAAGAAGUCUUCCAGAACUAUAUGAUGUGGUGAAUGUCGUAGUCUAUGUCUUACAUGGUUGCUUUAGUUUACAUGUUUAUAUUGUAGAGUCUAUUUAUUAAAAUGGAUUUUAAUUUUCCAGCUUGGCAGUAUGAAA
Molecule: messenger RNA, 1865 nt
Organism: Protopterus annectens (West African lungfish)
Lineage: Eukaryota; Metazoa; Chordata; Ceratodontiformes; Protopteridae
Product: tubulin delta chain-like
Exons: 10
Coding region: 138-1235 (365 amino acids)
Biological process (GO): microtubule cytoskeleton organization; mitotic cell cycle
Cellular component (GO): cytoplasm; microtubule
Molecular function (GO): structural constituent of cytoskeleton; GTP binding
Source: RefSeq, a predicted model, not a curated record